AUGUUGACAAACACACGUAGGACGGAGGUCUCUCGUCCGCCCAUCGUCCGUCUCGAACGUUCGUCCCUCGUCGUGACUUCAGCCUUCAACCGCUUCAGAGAGCAAUUCCUGCACAAAUGCACUCCAGAGUCAAAGGCGGAUCAUUCAAGAGACGAAGACACAUUCUUAUCCCUCAAGCGAUCAAAAAAAGGGCGAGGAAGUCUCAACAUCAAGUUCAACAGUCAAGCACAGGCUGAGCGAGGGUACGUUGAGGAUGAAGACGUCGGACACGAUGAGGACGUGCACCCCAACACCCUCCGAGAAGCUGACGUAGACGGAGCCGACUUACACCAGGACAACUACGAGGAUGCAGACGUGUAUCCGAGUCGCAUCCUUGAGGAGACCCCCACCGAACCCCACCAUGAGACCUCGCUGGACACGCAGAGACGAAAGACCGGUGAGCCUGGCGUCAGUGCGGCGGCGCAGUGCGGCGAGCGUACUUCUGACGGCCAUUGCGGACUGAGAGCGACGGUGGGGGAGGUUCAGAAACGCUGCCCUGACAUGUUUCGUUGCUCGGAAGAGGUUUCCUCCUGGCUUCAGGAGAACCAGAACCACAAGGAGCAACUAGAGGAGUUGAGGGAGACCACGUCAGAGCUGCAGGAGGAACUGAGAAAUCAUCGGCAUCGAGUCCAGAUCCUGGAGAUUCAGAAGGAGGAAAACCCUCGUCCAAACUCCACCUUUAACCAGCGUAUACACCCCGUGGAGAUGCGUCACGACGAGGCCAGGACGCUGCUCCGCGUGCAUGCGGCGCUGCUGCACGAACUGCAGGCAGACGUCCGCAAUCUGUCUUCCGGCGUUCGCCACAUGACUGCAAGCAUGGGCUGCACUGCCGGCAGGCUGCUGGGCAGGCGUGACACUUUAGUGCCAGAUCGACACUUUGUGUCUUCCUGUCCGUCAGAUUGUGCGUCUCUGUAUCUCAGUGGUGUGCGACAUUCUGGUGUUUACACCAUUGUCCUGUCACCCGGUGCAAAUAUGCCGGCUGAUCUCCGGUAAGAAGCGACUUUUUAGCACCAUUUUCUCACCGAAACCUGCUGGUUGACAUUCCGUCGUGAUUCAUGUUCGCUUGAUCGCGCUCUGAUCCAUAGUAAAGUUUCACCUCCAGGAAUUUUAAACAAGGAAUCACCGUGUGUUUGUGUGGCUAAAGGCUAAAGCUUCCCAACUCCAUCUUACUACUUUGACUUCUCCAAUAUUAAUUGAACA
This is a messenger RNA of Nerophis ophidion (straightnose pipefish), 1239 nucleotides long. RefSeq lists its product as uncharacterized. Lineage: Eukaryota; Metazoa; Chordata; Actinopteri; Syngnathiformes; Syngnathidae. The record is from RefSeq and is a predicted model, not a curated record. The coding region runs from base 1 to 1032 and encodes 343 amino acids. The transcript is spliced from 7 exons.